Molecule: messenger RNA, 1370 nt
Organism: Orbicella faveolata
Lineage: Eukaryota; Metazoa; Cnidaria; Anthozoa; Scleractinia; Merulinidae
Source: RefSeq, a predicted model, not a curated record
AUGAAAAGAUAUCGCUUGACAUUUGGUCUUGAAUGCUAUGCGUGUACCAACCAGCCAGGACUUCCUGGAGGAAACAGUUGUGAAAGGGACAAAGCUGAGAAUAUUACUUGCGAUACGUUAGGGUUACUCGAUAGAUGCAUAACAGUGAAAUACACCACGUCUCUUGGACAAUUGGGCUCGAGGUCACUCGAGCUAAGGAACUGUUCCAACAACAUUUCGUGUGACCCGAACAGUCAGUUCUAUAUCUGCAAACUGGUCAACCAGACGGGAAACUUGACCAAUUGUUCAGCUGACUGUUGUGACGGCGACCUGUGUAACAAGAUCCCAGAGACAACAGCAAAACCCCAGCCACCAGCUCUUGAAUGCUAUGCGUGUACUAACCAGCCAGAACUUAUUGGAGGAGCCAAGUGUGAAAGCGACAAAGCUGAAAAGAUUACCUGCGAUCCGUUAUUGUUCAAUAGAUGCAUGACAGUGAAAUACACCAUGUAUCUUGGACAAUUGGGCUCGAGGUCAGUCGAGCAAAGGAACUGUUCCAACAGCGCUUCGUGUGACUCGAACAGUCAGUUCAAUAUUUUGACAGCAUUUGGUCUUGAAUGCUAUGCGUGUACCAACCAGCCAGGACUUCCUGGAGGAAACAGUUGUGAAAGGGACAAAGCUGAGAAUAUUACUUGCGAUACGUUAGGGUUACUCGAUAGAUGCAUAACAGUGAAAUACACCACGUCUCUUGGACAAUUGGGCUCGAGGUCACUCGAGCUAAGGAACUGUUCCAACAACAUUUCGUGUGACCCGAACAGUCAGUUCUAUAUCUGCAAACUGGUCAACCAGACGGGAAACUUGACCAAUUGUUCAGCUGACUGUUGUGACGGCGACCUGUGUAACAAGAUCCCAGAGACAACAGCAAAACCCCAGCCACCAGCUCUUGAAUGCUAUGCGUGUACUAACCAGCCAGAACUUAUUGGAGGAGCCAAGUGUGAAAGCGACAAAGCUGAAAAGAUUACCUGCGAUCCGUUAUUGUUCAAUAGAUGCAUGACAGUGAAAUACACCAUGUAUCUUGGACAAUUGGGCUCGAGGUCAGUCGAGCAAAGGAACUGUUCCAACAGCGCUUCGUGUGACUCGAACAGUCAGUUCAAUACAUGCAAACUGGUCAACUCGACGGGCAUGCUGACUGACUGUUCACUUGACUGUUGUGAAGGCAAACUGUGUAACAAGGUUCCGGAGCCAACAACAAAAUCCCAACCAACAAGUGAGGCCUUUGGAUUGGUUGCAAGCUUUGGAGCCAUUUUGUUUAGUUUUGUCCUGAACGUGUGUGCUUAACCCUGUAUCCAUCUUUUGUUUCGUUACUUUAUUAAAAGUCCGAUUUUUAAAACGUU